AUGUUGCUUUUCCAUUCCAUUUACGCAUUGAUCUCGAGAUUUGCCAGGGAGCACUCAAUUACCAUAGAUGAUGCGCCCAUGCCCGUGGCCCUAGGCUGCUUUGCUGGGCUUUUGCAAAAAUCGAACAAGCCUGUUCACAGACGAUGCAUCCAAGCACCACACCAGGUCAUCGCUCAAUUUCUCGAUGCUGAAGUAAGCACACUGGGUCAAGGUUGGUCAGAAGAUCAGAUCAUGUGCUUCCUUGCCAGGAAAAUUACUUGGGCAUGGAAACGCUUGCGGUCACCACUACCACCUGGAGCUUGGAGGAAGGUGAUUCUUUUGUCUCAACCUGCAGAGCUGGACGACAGAGUUCAGACAUGCAUGGCUCUGGCAGUUGUCUCGCUCGUCCGCUCUUGCGAGUUUGGUGUGCCAAAGGCUCAAGCUGUCCGUCAAGUUCCCAUCAUCCUCAACAGACUUUCGGCAGCUUCCAGCUACAUCUUCUCCACGAGUCCAGGGCUACCUUAA
Molecule: messenger RNA, 504 nt
Organism: Colletotrichum paranaense
Lineage: Eukaryota; Fungi; Ascomycota; Sordariomycetes; Glomerellales; Glomerellaceae
Exons: 2
Coding region: 1-504 (167 amino acids)
Source: RefSeq, a predicted model, not a curated record